Messenger RNA from Cannabis sativa, 1503 nucleotides. RefSeq lists its product as uncharacterized. The transcript has 2 exons. The record is from RefSeq and is a predicted model, not a curated record. Bases 348 to 815 code for a protein of 155 amino acids. NCBI's taxonomy places the organism in Eukaryota, Viridiplantae, Streptophyta, Magnoliopsida, Rosales, Cannabaceae.
GCUCUUCGUACUUCAGAAAAUGAGGAUGAUGAAGAUUCCACUUCGGAGGAAGACGAGGAUGAUAAAUUCGACGAUGACAAAGGAGAUGAUCAUCAUGACGAUGAAACUGAUGAUGAUGAUGAUGAUCUGGGUGGAGAUGGUGUUGGUGCUGGUCAGGAUGAGGCUCACACGGGCGAUGUUCGUAACGAUGAGGGUGUUGUUGUCCCCGCGGUUGUUUCGAGGGAUGAUGAUACCGGCAAGGUCGAUGAUGCCAAGAAUUCUGAAACUGUGGAACCUAUUGCAGAUAUCAAACAGGUGUGUUUCUUGUUUGGACAUCAUUUUUGGUUUGUGCUUUUUUUUGUGUCUUUAUGUGUUUUGUGUUUGUUUUAAUAGUGUUUUACUGUUUUUUUUGUUAUCAGCCUGAUCAGUCUCAAGGUGGGGAGGAGAACAUUGAUGUUGAUGCAACAAUUGCAUCUGCUGUUAAAGCUGUGGAGAAUUUGAUUGGUUCCUCAACUCAUGCCCCUGCUCCUGUUGACACUUCUGAGAAGACUAAUCUUGAAAUGGUUGUUUUUCAAGAGACUCCUAUUUUACGUCCUCAAAAGAGGGAUCGGAAGAAAGGAGCUGUUUUGAAAUCCCCAUUCAUUGAGCUUGCUUCUGGUGCAUCUAAAUCAGGUUCAUCCUCGGUUUCUCCUGAUGAUUCUGUGUAUAAGGUCGUUAAAUAUGUGCGUGGUUUGUGCCCGUUGGACAACAAGAUUGGUGAACCUGUUGAUCCGCAAUUGGAAGCUGAUUUUGUCAAGUGGGUUGAUUCAGGUCUUAGAAAGCACAAAUCUAAGUAAGUAUUUUUGUAGGUGUUUUCAGUUGUAUAUCUGUUAUUGUUUUCUAUUUAUUUUUAUUUUUUCAUUUCUGUUUUGAUAUUUUUUUAUUUGUUUUUUUUUAGCACAACAACUAAUGUGUAUUGUAAGGGUAAGGACACUAUAUUUCCGCCAUUUCGUUUUGGUGUUGAGGACAUCAGCAACAAGAUGUGGUUUCACAACCUUGCCUACCCUAAUUGUUUCCUUACCAAUUCUGUAAGUUUUUAUUUUAUUAUUAUUAUUAUUUUACAUAUUAUUUUUUUUAUCUAUUUUUUUUUUAAUGUUUUUAAGUGUUGUUCUGUUAGUUUUUCAUAAGUUUGAAUGUUUUUUCACUUACUUUUUUUUAUCUGUUUGUUCAGCACAUUGACAUCAUUUUCUAUUAUCUUCGUAAGAAAAUAAUGUACUCAGCCGAGCCGAAAAUCAAAGUCACCACAACUGAUUGCCUCUUUUGUUCUAGCAUAACAACUUUGUAUGAGAGGUUUGUUGAGAAAAACAACGAUAUAUCGGUGUUGUCUCUUUCUCACAAUGUGGCCCAGUACAUUCAAGGUGGUAAGAUAUUAUGUGCCACUCCUUGGCAUUUGGUUGAUCAUGUUAUUAUGCCUAUCAAUGUAAAAUUACAGGAUCAUUGGAUUUGUGGUCGUCUUAACAUAGUUGACAGGCGCAUAUAUCUGUA